Morchella sextelata is the source of this 1764-nucleotide messenger RNA. RefSeq lists its product as uncharacterized. NCBI's taxonomy places the organism in Eukaryota, Fungi, Ascomycota, Pezizomycetes, Pezizales, Morchellaceae. The coding region runs from base 1 to 1764 and encodes 587 amino acids. The transcript is spliced from 4 exons. The record is from RefSeq and is a predicted model, not a curated record. Gene Ontology annotation, cellular component: nucleus; cytosol. Gene Ontology annotation, biological process: protein deubiquitination. Gene Ontology annotation, molecular function: cysteine-type endopeptidase activity; cysteine-type deubiquitinase activity.
AUGCCGGCGCCAAAUAACAAGCAGCUCACGAUCGCCUAUGCUGCUGGUGCAUCCCUCGCUGCUGUAACCCUCGUCUAUGUUUUUGGCCCUACAUGGUUUAUCGAUUCAAACCCUUCCUCAUCACAGCGGAAGAAGGGAGUGGUGGGUCUUGUCAACACAGCCAAUGACUGCUUUAUAAAUUCAAUUCUACAAUCCCUUGCAGGACUAGGAGAGCUCAGGGCAUAUUUGGUCAGACGGACAAGGGCGGCAAAGGCCAACGGGGAAUUUAUCGAGGGUGAUGAAAAACCGUUUCUGACCGCAGCUUUAAAAGAUAUAUUAGAUGGUCUUAACGAGAGGCCAUUAUAUAGGAAGACGUUAUCUGCACGACCUUUUUUGACUGUUCUAGAGAGAGUAUUCCGGCAGAGGAUUUCCCGCAGCCAACAGGACGCCCACGAAUUCUUGCAGGUUGUUGCCGAGACAAUAGCGGAGGAAUAUCAUAAGCAGAAAAAGUCAGUGAAAGCAGCAAAAAGAGUAGUGAAGGAAAAGGAUUUAGAGGACGAAAAGGCUCACGAGGAGGAGGAAGAGGCGGAGGAGAGAAAUAUUCUCCUCAAUGUGGGUGAGGCUGAUGGGGAGAAAGUAGAAGAGGAAGAGGAUGGGGUCAUCAUUAAUGUGGAACAUUCGGAUUCAAAUUUAGAUGACGAGACAGAAGACGAAGCCGGGAUGCCACUUGAGGGGAAAGUUGAAUCGGAGAUAGAGUGUCAGAAAUGCCACUUCAAGCCAAAACCUACAGUUUCCACAUUCGUCGUUUUGACAUUACCGGUUCCUCAAAAGAGUAGUACAACCCUCUCAGACUGCAUUAAGGGUGUUCUCUCCACAGAGUACAUAGACGAUUUCCAAUGCGCAAAAUGCAGACUUGAACAUGCCAUAGCAACCCUAACCCGUAAAAUUGCAAGUACACCUGUCACAAAGCAAGAAAAGAUUCAAGAGAUAAUCGACACUCUCCGACAAACUCUUGAAAAAGAUCCUGAAAAAAUUCCUGAGGGAAUCGAUAUACCACCAUCUUCCUCGGCCCCCAAAUCCCGUAUAGCUCGUAGGACCCGCAUGUCGUCCCACCCCCGAAUUCUCGCUCUCCAUCUCUCCCGCUCUAUCUACGAGGGUUAUUCAUCGUCGAGAAAGAAUAGUGCUCGGGUUUCAUUCCCAGAAACCUUGCAGAUGGGCGGUAUCAUGGAGAAGCAUGAAUAUAAACUUCUCUGCAUGGUGACACACAAGGGCGGCCACGAGAGUGGGCAUUAUGAAUGCUUUAGGAGGCAGAUUGUGUCCCCGCCGCCCUAUUCCACACCUACGCCCACACUUGCACCUUCUACCCCUGCAGCAAGUGGUCAAGCGUCACCGAUUGGUGGUUCGACUCCAGGAUCCACCGUUCGAUUGGUAGACCCAAGGGAACCGGGCGUAGACUCCCCUUCCUUAUCACCUUAUGCUGCAUCGUCCAAUAUUCUACCCUCGGAUGCAUCGUCCAAUUUAUCAAGCUCGGAUUCAAAAUCUACACCGUCCCCUUCUCUGUUGACACCCGAUAUUUCUUCUAUCCCGGAGGCUGGCCCGGGAACCGCAGCAGAUAGUGCUUUUGAAAAAAAGGCCCAUGUUCCGAAUAAAGUCAGAAAGAAGCACGGCAAUAAUAAGUGGUGGCGCAUAAGCGACGACAAGAUCAGAGAGACGAAAACUGGGGACGUCCUUGGUAUGCAAAAGGAGGUCUAUUUGCUAUUUUAUGAAGAGCAGAAACCGGAAUAA